Lotus japonicus is the source of this 1029-nucleotide messenger RNA. Its product is annotated as pectinesterase inhibitor 6-like. The transcript has a single exon. Gene Ontology annotation, molecular function: enzyme inhibitor activity. The coding region runs from base 146 to 751 and encodes 201 amino acids. NCBI's taxonomy places the organism in Eukaryota, Viridiplantae, Streptophyta, Magnoliopsida, Fabales, Fabaceae. Gene Ontology annotation, biological process: negative regulation of catalytic activity. The record is from RefSeq and is a predicted model, not a curated record.
UCCUUAAAGUGAGACAUAGCACGCAGCUUUUAAUAACAGCCUACCUUCCGAGCAAAUCUCACACACUUCUCCAAUUCCACUACAACAGUUUUUUUCCCUCUUCAUCUUCAUCAUCUUUAACUUCUCAAUUUGCAUUUUGUGAAUAAUGACACACCUCAUGUUACUGCUAAUUACACUGCUCCUUCCACUCCUUGCAAACACUGGCCAAAAUCAAAUGGUAUUUGCAAAAGGGAAGAAUAACAACAGCAACGUUAGAGAAGCUUGCAGUGUAACAAGGUACCAAAACCUCUGUAUCCACACGCUAUCACAUUUCUCUAACACUGCAGGAACAAGCCCCAGCAAAUGGGCACGUGCAGGUGUAUCGGUAACAAUAACCGAGGUUAAGAAUGUUCAGGCAUACCUCACAAAACUGAAGAAGAACAAGCGUAUGAUGAAAGGAAGAAACAGAGCUGCUCUGUCAGAUUGUGUUGAGUGUUUUGCAGAUGCACUUGAUGAGCUUCACAGAUCGCUCGGUGUUCUUAGGAGGCUGAGCAAGAAGACAUUCAGCACCCAAAUGGGGGAUCUGAACACAUGGAUCAGUGCAGCACUCACUGAUGAAGACACUUGCAUAGAUGGUUUUGAAGGGAAAACAGAGAGGCAAAUCAAAUUGCUGCAGAACAGGGUUCAGAAUGUGUCUUACAUAACAAGUAAUGCUCUGGCUCUUGUUAACAAACUGGCCACUACAGGAUUGGGAAGCAUCACUGAUCCAUAAAAGUUCUGAAAUGGGUAACUGAAACGUAAUUUCUGAAUUAAGGUUAAAGGAUUAAGCUGUGAACAUGAGUCUAUUGAUAUAAUUAUAGUAUAUAGAUAUGCUAUAGUUUCUUUUUAAUUGUCCUGGAAAUAAAGAAAGCCUAGCUUGGAAAUAUGUCUUAAUAUUGAUCAGUGUUGUUCUGUUAAUAUACUGUGCAUAAAUGUUGCUUGCUCUUCUAUGUAAUCCAAUCAUAAUAUGAAUUACAUUAUAAAAAAAUGUUUUAUAGUGAUUUUUUUCAA